AUGGACGGCACCGCCUUCCCUCGGGGCCUGCCGCCAGGUGCGCCUCCUGCCGGACCCGGAUCCAAGUCGAGACCCGGUCACCCUGAGGACCCUGUCUCGGUCGCUCGGCAGUCGCUCUUCACUCCUCCGCGCUCAGGGGCCCUCACGGUGACUGUGCUGCUGGCCGCUAACCUGACUGGCAGCCACAAGCUGAAGCCGCUAGUCAUCGGGCAGCUGCCAGACCCGCCCAGCCUGCGGCACCACAACCAGGACAAGUUCCCGGCCUCCUACCGCUACAGCCCCGACGCCUGGCUCAGUCGCCCUCUGCUGCGGGGCUGGUUCUUCGAGGAGUUCGUGCCCGGCGUCAGGCGCUACCUGCGCCGCAGCUGCUUGCAGCAGAGGGCGGUGCUGCUGGUCGCCCACCCGCCCGGCCCGAGCCCGGCCGCCAGGGUGCCCGCCCUGCAGGAGAGCGAGGAGACCCCCAGGCGGUUCCGGCCUGAGCCUCUUGGCCCCGCGGAGGAGCUGCAGACCCCCGACGGGGCCGUGCGAGUGCUGUUCCUGUCCAAGGACAGUGGCCGGACGCACAUCCCGGCGCCGCUGGAGCAGGGCGUGGUGGCUGCGUUCAAGCAGCUGUACAAGCGGGAGCUGCUCCGCCUGGCGGUGUCCUGCGCGGGCGGCUCCCCGCUGGACUUCGUGCGCAGCUUCAUGCUCAAGGACAUGCUCUACCUGGCCGGCCUCUCCUGGGACCUGGUGCAGGCCGGCAGCAUCGAACGGUGCUGGCUGCUGGGCUUGCGAGCUGCCUUCGAGCCUCAGCCAGGGGAUUGCGCUGGGCAGCGCGCUGGGCAGGCUGAGGCCGAGCACAGCAGGGUGCUCAGCGACCUCACCCACCUGGCAGCCCUGGCCUACAAGCGCCUGGCACCUGAGGAGGUGGCCGAGUGGCUGCACCUGGACGACGAUGGGGGGCUGCCUGAGCGCUGCAGAGAGGAGGCAGGCCCUGGCCGGCCCCCUGCACUGGCCCCUGUGGCCCCUCUGUCCCUUGGCAGCCUACCCUCUGUCAUGGAGGAUGGGGAAGAGGAGGCGGCCGCCAUGCCCACCGCUGGGGAGGCCGUGCGGGGUCUGGAGACAGCUCUCCGGUGGCUGGAGAGCCAGGACCCGCGGGAGGUGGGGCCCCUGAACCUGGUGCAGCUGCGCUGCCUGAUCAGCACAGCCAGGAGGCUGGGGGGCAUGGGGCCCUCGUCCCCAGCAGCCCCUGACGACGGGGUGUGACAAGCCAGGCCUAUUGCCCAGGGGCCUUGGUCCUGUCGCACCUGGAGGAGGGGGCACAGUCCCCUCUGCCCUUCCCGGAGUGGCCACCCCAUGGCUGGGGGUUACGGGAUCCCUGCCCCCACAGGCUUGGGGGGCUCUGUUGGUGACGGCUUGUCCUGCUCCACUGGUCCCUCUCCUGGAGGAGCUGGAAGAGAGGCCCCUGCUCCUGCUCCCCCCUGUGGGAGCCGGGAGGUCUGCGGCUCAGCCAGGACCCCUCCCUCGCACACUGGCUGCACACACCAGGGAACCUGUCAGCACAGCACAGCUCACUGUUCCUGCCCUGGCCACCAGGACCCAGGCCUCCCCCAUGGCCCAUCAGCUUGCACUGGACAAGGAACGGCCUAGCCCGGCUGUCCACCCUGAGCCUCUGUGCUGUGGGAUCCUGUGCCACAGCCACAGCCACAGCCACGGCUUCUCAGUGGGGAGGCACGACCCUUGGGUUUUUAUCACAUUACGGCCGUUUUUACAGAUACUUGGGGGCGGGGGUGGUCUCAGUCCGCAGCCUGGGUCCAGCCUCGCUCGGGUCUGGGAGACGGUGCCCAGCAAGCAGUCCUCCUAACGUUCUGGAUGCAGCAGGAGCAUCUGUUCCACUCUGACGUCUAAUUUUCCUAAGAAAAUACAUUCUCCGAGCAGCUCUCUUGUUCCGUGGGGUUGGCAUGCAACUGGAUCUGGGCCCUGGUGACCUGACCAAUGACUGGACAAGCUCGCUGGACUCUCCCAGAAGCCACAGCCCACUUUGUCCAGGCCCAGGACCCAAGGCCACUCACCCACCCACCGACCGGAACAGGGAACAGGCUCCUGACAGCCACACGGAGCCACCCUGCAGUGCCUUAGCCCUCAGGCGCCUCCCCUUGCUGGCAGCUGGCACGGCCAGGGCCCCGCCCGGCACCUGGACGUCUGGGUGGCGGUGUAAAGCUUCCUGCGUUUCAGCCCAUCUCUUACAGGGUCUGCUGCCCUGUCCACUCGAUUCAGAUCCCUGCCCCUCCUGGGAGCUGCCUUUGCAGAGACACUGCCGGUCCUGGCCCCAUGUCAUCGUGGUGGCCAGAGGCUGCAGACGGGUGUUGGUGGAAUGACUGCCCCUGGGAUGGCCACUAGAGGGCGCCCCCGAGCAGGUUUCACACAAGUCCAAGACCAUGAACUUAGGACUCCCCCAGUGCACACACACCUCAAAUCUGGAAGUGAGGGAGGGUGUGGAGAAUGGGAGCAGGGGAAGGGCGGCCGCCCCUGCCAGCUGUGGAGCCUGCACACCCAGGGGGCCUCUGCAGUCAGACCCGCCCCCAGGAGCCCUGCCUGUUACAGACUUUGACCAGAUGGGCAGCAGGCGAGGGUGCACGAGGUUCCAGGCAGCCUCUGGCCAAGGCUUCCAGCCCUUGUAGCCCUCGUGGGCCUGUGCAGGGGGUGCUGGCGUCCAUGAGGCCCUGUCAGAUUUCUUGCAUGGGAGCCAAGGCUGCACCCCAGGAGGAGGCUCGGGCCUGUCUGGGGGCCGAGUGGGCACUGGGUAAAGCAAGGCCAGUCCGCACUGGCCUGGGGCCUGAGAAGCUAGUUUGAGUGCCAAGUGGGGGUCUGGAGGCUGUGGCUUUGCUGGACAGGGGACACCCUCAUGAGGCCUGUAAAGGUGUCCCCUCCGAAAUGGAGGCAUGGGGGUGCCUUGGGGUGGAGGCUGCAGGUGCCCGGCCGUGGUCCUGGCGUGCCCUGGGCCCCAUCCUGGUGCCGCGGGUUCAGUCACGUCUCCCUGGGCUAAGCUCCGUGUGAAGUCAUAGGGCACCUGCCAGGGGCUGUCUGUGGGGGACCCGAGUGCAGCAAAAGCUGAAACGAACCCCAGGUUGUGGCCUCAUCCACAGCCUGCCCCUCACUGUAUCUGCUGGGCCCGAGGGCAUCUGAGCUUGUCACCGGGUUUGUGAUGACCUGAGAGUGAGCGGGGUCUGGGUUGAUGCUGCUCGAAUCCCUCAUCCACCGUCUGCAAGCGGGAAACCUGCCUGGAGGAUCGCACGCUCCCUGCCUGGCACAGGGGCCCUGCAGCCUGGAAGGCGCGGGGACAAAGCCAUCAGCCCCCUCCUGUUCACAAUCCUUGACGAAGGCACUGCUCUCCACACAGCAGCCAGGGUCAGGGUCAGGGUCACCGUGGGAGACCCCCUCCAUGCGUUUGGCAGUGCGCAGGGGAGGUGUGUGCACAGGCUUCUGCUGAAAGCACCCCUGACCAAGUGGCUUUUGGGGGGGGGGGGGUGAGGCCAGGUUGCAACAGUUGGCGGGAGGGGCACUGCUUGGGAAGUGGCCCUCCAGACGUCAACAGCAGAUGAACGACCUGAGUGAAGUGGGAGAGGAAGGGGAGGGCCUCAAGCUGGGAGGCCCAUCACCCAGGGGCCCCAGCCCAUUGGCCCACGUGCAGGUCGGGCUGGCGAGAAGAGCCCAGGUGGGAGCAGGGCCCCGGCCGCUUGGUCCUUGGUAAGGGUGCUCCGGGCGAGCCUGGCUCUGGUGCUGUAUACCUGAGGGUGCUGUGGGCAGCCUGCUCUGAGGGGCAUGUUCACACCUGGCCUCGCUGAAGGCGGAGUUCACCUGCUCAGAUGAGCCCAGUGGAUUUGGUAAUAAAGGCUGAACUGCCACCUUCACACACA
Myotis brandtii (Brandt's bat) is the source of this 3896-nucleotide messenger RNA. It is a transcript of the gene TIGD5, whose product is annotated as tigger transposable element derived 5. The transcript has 2 exons. The record is from RefSeq and is a predicted model, not a curated record. Bases 1 to 1245 code for a protein of 414 amino acids. Gene Ontology annotation, molecular function: DNA binding. NCBI's taxonomy places the organism in Eukaryota, Metazoa, Chordata, Mammalia, Chiroptera, Vespertilionidae. Gene Ontology annotation, cellular component: nucleus.